UACUGCUGUUUUGCUGUCGAGUCACCUCUGUCAGGAUGGAGGAAAACGAGCUGCUAUCAUGCUGAAAAACGAGGGAUCCCGACAAGCGAGCAUCAUAAACCGGGAUAGUUAGACACAAGUCACCAUUUAUCCUAAACUGCUGCGUCGUUUCUGUAACGCUUUGCCAAAAUGAUGGAAGAAAUCGACAGGUUCCAAGUGCCCCCAGUCAACGGGGAGACACAGCCUUUGGACCCCGCAGCGUCCUCCACCUCAGAGGCAGACACUGACACCAAGGGAGAGACUGUGGCCAUGAACUACAAGCCCUCACCACUACAAGUCCAAAUAGAGAAACAGAGGGACCUUGCCAGGAAGGGAUCAGUGAAGAAUGGCACCGUGGGAAGUCCUGUCAAUCAACAACCCAAGAAGAACGCCAGGACAAGGUUGGUGGUGCCAAACAAAGGUUACUCCUCUCUAGACCAGAGCCCGGAUGAGAAACCCCUGGUAGCACUGGACACUGACAGUGAUGAUGACUUCGACAUGUCCAGAUACUCUUCAUCAGGAUACUCCUCAGCCGAGGUGAGAUGUCUGAGGGACCAGCAGAUCAACCAGGAUCUGAACAUCCAGCUCCUAAAGGAUGGGUACCGGCUCGAUGAGAUCCCGGAUGACGAGGACCUGGAUCUGAUCCCCCCUAAAGCAGUUAACCCCACCUGCAUGUGCUGCCAGGCUGCUCCCUCCACGGCCUGUCAAAUCCAGUAGCACCAUUUUGCCCCAUCCCACUCCCCAAAAAAAUCUCCUGCCUGCCACCUGCACUGAGGCCAACUACUGACCAGAGUAGCAGCAAGGAGGAAAAACUAUCAGCUUGCAAUGGCACAAAGGGAAAACAAGGGUUUAUAAAAGAUAAAAAUGAGAAAAGAAAAUAGGUCAAGUCUUGAGAAAAGAGUCGAUAUGUACAGUAUCUGUGUACGUUCCUCCUAUGGUAGGAUCUGUGCAUCUUACUUCUGCAUUGUUGGUUCAGUGGGGACAAGACUGAUGGCAGAAACUUUACCUCCAAGGAAAACAUGUCACUUUUGCUUCUCCUUUGUUUGACCUCCAUCUCAUGCUUGUGGAUAUUUUGGUUUACAAGGACCGUGAACGAUUGUGCGACGUUGUGGAAGAACAGAAACAACAAAAUGAGAUGACAGGAACUUGACCAAAUGCGUGCAAAUGGCGACGAGGUGUCAUCAUUGGCAAGUCCACCGCCCAUGGAAAGUACUUUUUCUGCUUGUGUGUCAUUGAUGGUAAGAUUCAAUGGACAAGAAGAGAUUAGACGUUUUCUAGUGGCCACAGUUUUUUUUUUUUUCUCUCUCUCUCUCUCAUCAUUUCUUUCAGUCAGUCUGUUUUGUCUUCCUGUGCAUAUACAGUAUGUGUCAAACAUAGAAAAUGACAUGUGUGUGUCUGAUUAUGUCCAGGAAAGUUGUGCUAAACCACCAAGUUUCUGAUAAAUGCUUACACUCACAACAUUAAAACAGUAACUUCAGAUUUUUUAUUUAAAUGUUUGUCUGUCAAACAAAGGAUGUGCUGCUUAAUUGUUUCAUAUUCAGUUAAAAGAAGCUGGUAACAAAUAGUUUUGCAUGUUGCCUGUUAACACUCUAAUGUCUAAUGACCAGCCAGUGCAGAUAAUUUAUCAAUUUCUUAUUGACCCCCGAAACACAUCCUUGUGCCGAUGACACGUUACGUGAAGUGCGUUUCUAAAAACAUAGUAAUAUUUAGAUCCACCUGCUGUAAUAUCAGAUCUCGUGAUUUAGAAACAAUGGCAAGAACAGCUCUUGAGUCAGUGUGUCCUUCCUUUGUGUUUGUUCAUGCUAGCCCCCACAUGAGUGGAUGUUUAAGAUGAUCAACAGAGGCAGUCACCACUAGUGAAUGUGGUUACAAAAUAAUUCAUACUUGAGGGAUUCGAUGAAUGGAUAAAAGGCUUAGAAUAUGUGCAGGUACAUAGAAACCUACCUGAGAAUGUGUACAAAGUGAUUCCAUAUUGCCUGGAUUGAAAUUAAAUGGGACUUCUUUCUUUUUUUUUUUUUUGCAGAAAAACACUCUUUUUUUUUUUUUUCUUUUUUUUUUGCAUAUCAAGGGAAGUAUAAAAUGCUUUCCUUUCUUAAAGUUUUGUUUUAGUUUUGUGUAUUUGUUUUGUAUGGUUGUAUAUUUGCGUUUACUCUCCCUUCAGUUUGAAUACAACUAAUUUGUCCGAUUUGAGGACAAGGACUGUAUAUGUAGCACCUGGCACAGCUGUGUAUGGUCAAUGCUUUAUGCCAAUGGAUGUUUUCCAUGAUGUUGAAAAGGAAGUAGUCCUUGCUGUAUAGAAGUACUGAUUGCAUACUGUUUCUGUUUCAUGUUUACAUCCGUCUAAAGACAUUUCGAAAGCUCUGCGGACAUCAGCUAUUUUCUAGUGGGUUGCAUGUGAAUCUGCUCGGUGGAAGAUCAGGCAGGGUUUCCCAAAAACACCUCAACAAUGAGAGUUUUUACACAUGUAUGACUUCCCGAAGCAUAUUUUAACUAGUAUGACACCCGAAAAAAAACAUUCUCUCUUUAGAAUAACUUAAGCCUAGAUACGCUCUUAUCCUGCUUAUGGGAAAGAUAGAUGUUAAUAUACAGUUCUAAGUAUGUGUGCACUUUACACUGUGGUCUAAGUUGUUUUCUCAUGGCAACGUUCAGAAUAUUCUGUUGACUGGUGUGCAAUGGACUUUAAAUACUGUGCAUCUACAAAGAACAAUCUCACUUUGAGUAUCAUUUUUUGAUAUAUGAUGGUGUUUUCGGGGAACCUCACAUCUUUCAUAACCGAUGUUCUGCUUUUGUUGAAAUAUUACAUUGAGUGGAGAUACAAUGUGUAUUGUAUGACUCCAUAAUGACAGCUCUGCAAGCAUUAUGUGUGGUGAAGAGAAAAAUCGCUGAUACAACCUCAGUGGUACAGCAUUUGAUUUACAAAAGUACACAAGCAUAGAAAAAAAAAACUAAAAACUAAUAAGGUACCAUGUGUGUAGAUAAUGUAUUAAGUAGAAAAAAGACACAAACAGUACAGUAGGUCAGGUAAUAUGUCACCGAUGCAUCUACUAGCUGAGAAAUGUGUUAGACCAGUAGCUGUGUACAGUACAGUACAAUAUUAACAUUGAAAGGACUGACUGUGUGACUGACUAUGGUGCUUCAUUUUUUUUUUUUUAUCAUUAACAUUAUCCUGAUAGACUCACACAUAGGUUGUUGCAGUCCUCUGCUAUUGAGUGCACUACUUCUGGCCAAUGUUGUCUCUCUUGGGGCGUAGCUUCACUAAACCUCCUGAGUUUGGAAUCUAAAGUAAUUCAUUUGUAACAGAAGCUAUUUAUUUGCAGUUGCGUGUGUUUUAAUUUAUUUUUCAUGUAUGGGAAAUAAUUCAUAUACAAACAAAUGCUUUUUAUUUGUCAGAUGUUUAUUAUGAUGAUUGUGAACUGGUUCCAUUUAGAUUUUAACAGUGUUAAAGUUCUGUGUAUAGUGCAUCAUAUUAAAAAAAAUAAAUAUUAGAUAUCUGAA
Molecule: messenger RNA, 3513 nt
Organism: Seriola aureovittata
Lineage: Eukaryota; Metazoa; Chordata; Actinopteri; Carangiformes; Carangidae
Gene: fam219aa
Product: family with sequence similarity 219 member Aa
Exons: 6
Coding region: 169-735 (188 amino acids)
Source: RefSeq, a predicted model, not a curated record